GGCUGUGCGCUUAUCAUGCCCUUCCUGCUUUUACUCUAUGCUAGUGAGAUCUCAAAGUGGGAUACCAUGGCAUCUAUCUGGCUUGGACUCCGAGGGACUAUCAGAGAUUAUCCAGGCUUCAACCCAUCUGUAGAUGCUCAAGAAAUUCAUAAGGCAAUCAAAGGACUUGGAACUGAUGAGAAAGCCCUCAUCGACAUUCUGACUGAGAGGUCCAAUGCACAGCGACAGCUGAUUGCGAAGGAAUAUGAAGCAGCUUAUGAAAAGAGGCUGAAAGAUGACUUGAAGGGUGAUCUCUCUGGUUACUUUGAGCAUCUUUUGGUGGCCCUGGUGACCCCACCGGCAGUGUUUGAUGCGAAGCAACUGAAGAAGUCCAUGAAGGGCACUGGGACAAAUGAAAACACACUGAUUGAAAUCUUGACCACCAGAACCAGCCGUCAGUUGAAGGAGAUAUCUCAAGCCUACUACACAGUAUAUAAGAAGAGUCUUGGAGAUGACAUAAGUUCUGAGACGUCUGGUGAUUUCCGGAAAGCUCUGUUAACAUUGGCAGAUAGUCGGAGAGAUGAAAGUCUGAAAGUGGAUGAACAUCUGGCCAAAACAGAUGCCCAGAUUCUCUAUGAUGCGGGUGAGAACAAGUGGGGUACGGAUGAAGACAAAUUCACUGAGAUCCUGUGUUUCAGGAGCUUUCCUCAACUGAAGCGAACAUUUGAUGAAUACAGAAACAUUAGCCAGAAGGAUAUUGAGGACAGCAUCCGAGGAGAAUUAUCUGGGCAUUUUGAAGACUUGUUGCUGGCCAUAGUUCAUUGCGCGAGGAACACGCCUGCCUUUUUAGCGGAAAAACUACAUGGAGCUCUGAAGGGUGCUGGAACCGAUGAAUUUACUCUGAACCGAAUAAUGGUUUCCAGAUCAGAAAUUGACCUCUUGGACAUUCGAGCAGAGUUCAAGAAAAAUUAUGGCUAUUCCCUGUAUUCAGCAAUUGAAUCAGAUACUUCUGGAGACUACAAGGUCACACUCUUAAAGAUCUGUGGAGGAGAUGAUUGAGUCGAGGACAGAACUCCAGAGCUCACCGCCAUGAGCCUUUCUAAGUUCCACUUCCUUCUUUCUAACUGAACUGAAAAGCACAAUCGAGCAUACACAGCAACUUUCUUUCCUAACAGAAAAUUUAACUGUCCCAUUACAACAAUAAAAAGUUAUUCUUUGGGAGCAUCUCAUUUUAAUAUAGUAGUUUACAAAUAAAAUUUUUAAAAGGUAAAAUAUUGGUUGAUGCUAUCCAAAGUAUAUUUCUGCUUAGAAAGUAAAAUUUUUAUUUGUUUGAUUUUGUAAGUGGUGCUUAGGGCUUCCUCCUGGCUCUGCAUUCAGGGAACACGCCUGGUAGUACUCAGGGGACCAUAUGGGUGUCAGGAUUGAACUUGGGUUGACUGCAUGCAAGGCAAAUG
Messenger RNA from Sorex fumeus (smoky shrew), 1433 nucleotides. It is a transcript of the gene ANXA3, whose product is annotated as annexin A3. NCBI's taxonomy places the organism in Eukaryota, Metazoa, Chordata, Mammalia, Eulipotyphla, Soricidae. The record is from RefSeq and is a predicted model, not a curated record. Gene Ontology annotation, cellular component: cytoplasm. Gene Ontology annotation, molecular function: calcium ion binding; calcium-dependent phospholipid binding; phospholipase inhibitor activity. The coding region runs from base 16 to 1038 and encodes 340 amino acids. The transcript has 13 exons.